Molecule: messenger RNA, 8810 nt
Organism: Calidris pugnax (ruff)
Lineage: Eukaryota; Metazoa; Chordata; Aves; Charadriiformes; Scolopacidae
Gene: SLC22A15
Product: solute carrier family 22 member 15
Exons: 12
Coding region: 83-1723 (546 amino acids)
Biological process (GO): transmembrane transport
Cellular component (GO): membrane
Molecular function (GO): transmembrane transporter activity
Source: RefSeq, a predicted model, not a curated record
CUCCGCGAGGGCCCGGCCGUUGCUCCGCGCCCCGCCCCGAGCCGGGGAUGCGCUGCUCGGCGGCGGCCGGUCGGGGAGCGGGAUGGAGGUGGAGGAAGCGUUCCCGCUGGUGGGGCAGAUGGGGCCCUACCAGAUGUACCUGUGCGUCCUGCUGGCGGUGCUCCUCCAGCUGUAUGUGGCCACUGAAGCCAUCCUCAUUGCAUUGGUGGGCGCAACUCCUCCCUACCACUGGGAUCUCCAGGAGCUCUUAGCUAAUCAGAGCCAUAGCAACCAGUCAGCGAGCGAUCAGAGAGCUUUUGGGGAAUGGCUUUUGACUGCCAAUGGCAGUGAGGUGCAUAAGCACGUACACUUCAGCAGCAACUUCACGUCAAUCGUCUCUGAGUGGUUUUUAAUUGGCAACACAUCAUACAAAGUCAGUGCUGCCAGUUCUUUCUACUUCAGUGGUGUGUUUGUUGGAGCAAUCUCCUUUGGCCAGCUCUCAGAUCGCUUUGGGAGGAAGAAAGUCUAUCUCACAGGUUUUGCCCUAGACAUCUUGUUUGCCAUUGCAAAUGGAUUCUCACCUUCAUAUGAAUUCUUUGCCAUCUCUCGGUUCUUGGUAGGAAUGAUGAAUGGUGGGAUGUCACUGGUGGCCUUUGUUCUACUGAAUGAGUGCGUGGGUACUGCCUACUGGGCAUUAGCAGGAUCUAUUGGUGGCUUAUUCUUUGCUAUGGGAAUUGCCCAAUAUGCUUUAUUAGGCUACUUCAUUCGAUCCUGGAGGACUCUGGCUGUUGUGGUUAACCUGGAAGGAACCAUCGUCUUUCUUCUUUCUCUAUUCAUUCCAGAGUCCCCUCGCUGGCUCUAUUCACAAGGCCGGCUGAAUGAAGCAGAAGAUGCCCUCUACCUCAUCGCAAAGAGGAACCGCAAGCAGAAGUGCACUUUUUCAUUAAAACUCCCAGCAGAAAGGACCUCCAAAGAGGCUGGCAGCUUCUUGGAUCUGUUCCGAUACAAGAUUCUCUUGGGACGCACCUUGAUCAUGAUGUUUACCUGGUUUGUGUGCAGCUUGGUUUACUAUGGUCUUACCCUUAAUGUGGGUGACUUAGGUGGAAAUAUUUAUGCCAAUUUAGCCCUUUCGGGGUUGAUAGAAAUCCCAGCAUACCCAAUCUGUAUUUACUUAAUUAGCCAAAAAUGGUUUGGUCGGAAAAGAACAUUGAGCACAUUUCUGUUCCUGGGAGGAUUGGCUUGUCUUAUUGUCAUGUUUCUUCCUAAAAAAAAAGAUACUGGAGUUUUUGCAGUGGUGAACAGUCACUCUCUGUCUUUGCUGGGGAAACUGACAAUCAGUGCUGCAUUUAACAUUGUCUACAUCUACACAUCAGAGCUUUAUCCCACAGUGAUCAGGAAUGUUGGAAUGGGUGCCUGCUCCAUGUUUUCCCGUGUUGGUGGAAUCAUUGCUCCUUUCGUCCCUUCAUUGAAAUCUGUACAGUGGUCUCUGCCUUACAUUGUGUUUGGAGCGGCUGGUCUUUUGUCUGGUUUCUUAAGUUUAUUGCUGCCAGAGACCUUAAACAGCCCUUUGCUAGAAACUAUUUCAGACCUGCAGGUAUGUUCAUACUGGAGGCUGGGUGAUGAAGCCAUGUCAUUGCAAGCCCUAGAUGGCUCACAGUCUGGAGACAAAGACAGUUCUGCAGGGAGUGGAAGCGAAGAUGAAGAGUUUUAUGAUGCUGAUGAAGAGACGCAUAUGAUCAAGUAGUGAAAAGAAGAAACGCUGGCUUAUUUUAUGCCUUUUCUUACUUGUCCAGUCAGUUCAGCUGUAAGAUGCGUACUGGGGACCUCGCCUGUCAGAGAAUGUAAUUGGGCAAGUGCCUGUGUUUUUCCUGACUUGGAGAGGGGUUUGAGUAGUGUUCAAACUAAUUACACCACUGAUGCCCUCCUUACGAGAUGGCUGUUCAGAUUCUUGUGGUUCAGAAUGACAGUGCACGGACCACAUUUGAAGCCAGGUGAGACAGCAAGGGUGGGAUCAUGUAUUUCUGAAACCUAGGAAACUACCUAGGCUUAGACAGAUUUGGACAGAUCAUCAAUGCACAUGUUUGUAUUUUAUUUUCAAGCUGGUUGAUUUUGAUUCAGUAUAAAUUGACAAACUCGAACUGUUUGGUUUUUUCUGUAAAGUGAAAGUGGUCACAGAAUGUGCUGUGUGCUACUCCAAUGGGAACAAAUUCCUGAAAUAGUAUGUUAAAAAGGCUUCUGAAUAUUGAGUAGGGCAGAGGCAACUGUGAACAUAAGGCUUCUCUCUCUACACACCUGUAUGUAGUUACAGGGUGCAGCUGGUUAGUCAUGAGCUGUGCAUUAACUUAAAAAAAAAUGGAAGGCCAGGAGGAAGAACGACAGAAAAGAGCAACCAUAAAGCCUGAAGACAUACAGGACAUUUACUGAUUAUUUUUUUCCCUUCUCUUCAUCCACCAAGCAUAUUCUUGGGCUGUCUUACGCAUACGUUUACUACAUGUUCCCCACAUCUCAGCACGCUGUUUAUAGCUUUGCCUACUUUUCCCUAGUCCUCACUUUGCCAUAAAUAUUGAAGCUCAGCAACUUCUCUGUGCAGUGAAAUAAUUCUGUGAAGGAUAUAAUUUCAUGGGUGGGACAUACGUGAAGUAUUUAUCACAUAGUGUGCAUGUGAGGUGUGUGUUAGAAUAUAUAGCUCACUUUGUGGACCUACCUGUCUUAUUUCUGGAAGAAAUUUAACUCUGAAGUGGUAAGAGGAACCAUGGGUUGCUUUUACAUUUUGGAGAUUAUUGCCAGGAAGCUGCUAGUAUUUAUUUAAAAUUCUUGUGUGUAGAUAAAGUUCUCAUUAAAAAAAAAAAGGGGGGGGCAAGUAACUUUGAGGCUGCAUUUGGUUACUCGAUGUUGUUUUUUAACCAGGUGCAUGCUUUGUGCACUUGGUUACUUGACCUUGUUGAGGAAGACAACUUCAUUCUCCUGUUUAUGCUGAACUUCCUGUAAGUGCUUCGUUAGAGAGAUAGGGAAUCUUGAAAUAGGAAACAUGAACAUAUGAGGUGUUCCAGCUACAAAGGUGAGGCUUUACAAGGAUUCAGUUUUGUUGAUUACAUUGUCGUUUUCAUCCUCUGACUUGUGGCUUUCUAUUUAAGAUUAAUUUCCAUAAAAUGCUUGCUAAUCUUUAUACUUGAAGUUCCUAGAAAAUGCCACACAAUGGCAGCAAAUAUAUUGUCAGGCUUGCCAGCCAUGUUUGUGGAUGUUAGACUAAAAAAAACUGGAUAAAAAAAAAUUCAAAAAGCUGGCUGCUGAAUAGCUUCUGGUUAAAAUGGGAAGCUCCUUUGCUCUGAAAGGAAGCAAAAGCAGACAGCAUCUGAAGUUUGCAGCUAGUUGCUUGACCUUUGUUCACUGGGAACUGUAAUGCUGAGCAAGGUGCAGCUACCCUUGUUGGUGCAGAGGGCAGCCCAGAGACUCUGGAUUCAUGCAUGCGGUGCUCUCACUUGGCCUGAGCUUGAUCCAGGCGUUGACUGCAAGCAAAGUUGGGAACUUCAGUCCCUAUGGAUAAUGUGUCAGUGUUGUUUUAUUUUUUGUGUGUGUUAUGAGCUCACAAGAAGAAUUCCAGCCUGCAGUCUUCACUUUAUUUUUUCCAGACUGUUGAAUAGUUGUUGUAGCUCUGGCAGGGCACUUUUAAACCCAGCUGAAUAGUCUUUCUGCCUUAUAUGGCCCUUUUUUAUGCAAGAAAGAAAAUUGCUCCAAAUAAGGUAAAUGGAAAUACUUGGAAAGGUUGAAUCUUUUUGGUGAAAGAAUUUUUUUAGUUUUGCAUUCACAUUUUGAAUUAUGGAGAGCUGGAAAAAAAAAAAAAGACUUUUUGUUGCUGCUUAUUUAGAAGCAUAUAGUGGUACGCCUGGUGGUGUUAACAUGCUGCCAAGACCCAACAGUUUUACUUUAACACUAGUUUUAGGUGUUUGCUGCCUCUGUCCCUCUUUGGACAGUAGGUGGAGAAAGUCCCCUGAGAGGCAGACAGGAACUGUCAGCUUUCCUCCCUCCAUGGUUUUACUGUCAUCCUCUGCUAUUGGCAACUCUGGUCAUGCUGUAGGACACCUCAGCGCAAUUUUCAUUAGAACAAUAGGAUGCUGUAAUGGUUCAGGUGGAGGAGAUCACUCUUUGUAGGACCUGAUCUGGAUUUUUUUUGACAGUCCUCAACUUACCUCUCCACUCAUGCACUUCUGUAUUGUAAAUAUAUAUAUAUGAAAAUGCAAAAAUGAGUGUGAAGAAAACAUCAAUUUUUUUUCCAUAAAACUUGCUAUUUUUUAACCAAAAUUUGCUGCUCUUUUUUAACCUUGUAUCUGUCCUGUAUUUGCACCUUUAGAUUUUUAAAUAGCAGCAUCUUUUUUGUGUCAACCAUAGAAACUCUCUAUCGUUACUAUCCCUGGCCAAUUAAUUCGGAAGUUUUAUAGGAGAGAAUCCCUCCAGGAGGAGCUCAGCAAUGUUGUAUCAAGUUUCUUACAAUUACUUACUCUCCCCCUUUAUGUUUUGAAACCCAAUUCUGUUGGGUGCAUUAAGGUGUUUUUUUUUUUUUAAGAUAGGUUGGUUUUAAAGAACUGACCUUCUGGUACAGAAACCUGGACCUUCUGGUACAGAAACCUGUAGGAUCACUUCUUUCUUACCUGGAGAGUGUAAUGCUUUAUGAUAUUGAGAUACUUGUCCUAUGUGUGGCAUUCAUUGGAGAGGAAUGCUACACAGUGUUUUGCAGCCUACGUGGUCAGCAUUUUCUGUAUCUAGAUGGAGUAAUAUUGCUAAGCCCAAGUUCUUCAGUUGAGCAGUGCCUGCUGUUACAGGUGUCUCAACCAGGUUACUUGAAAGCCCAAGUCAGAAGGUCAGAGACCAACUUUGAAGUUGUAUGUAAGCAGUCUGUGUAGGCCCAAUUAACAAAUGUCAGUGUUUGGAUAGUAAGCUUGCCUUGAAGAGCUCCUGGAGAGCAGAGGCUGAUACAGCACUAGUUAUAUCAUCCUUUCUGACGUAUUGUGAUGCUAAGAGUCUGAGACCCAAUAUCCUUUCUAUAGUUGAGUGAAGUAUGACAACCUUAUCUCAGAUUUUUUGCUAAAGUAGCUUUGUAUACUAAGCAGUCUGCACUGUUAACUACUUUUUGUGUUGUGCAGGCACUAGGCUACCUACCCCCAAGAUGGGAAUUCCUUCCCUGGAUUCCUCUGGGUUUGUAGCUGUCAUUUUUUUUUCAGCCAGCUUGCUUAAUGGGAUUAUGUGAGAGGUGAGAGAGACUUUCCCAUGGUGCUGACCGGUUAGAUCUUAAUAAUGUCUGAGAUGACGUAUGUUUGGGAUUCUGCUGCAUGGGGACUUCACAAGUGAUACUUGAAUAUAGCUAGAAGUGAAGGAGAGUGACGGGUCAUGUGAGACAGCAUGCAGGAGAAUUAACUGGAGGGAGUCAAAAGAAUAGGGGAUUCAACAGAAACACUUUAGGGCAAGUGAAAACACAAGAUAGUAGCCAUUGAGUGGCUUCUUGCUGCUUAACUUGAAGCUUCUCCUUUCAGAGCUAGCACUGGUUCCAGGAGGUCCUACUGGUGUCCCAGUUUCAUCAUUUCCUUUUUAAUGUCAACUUCGUUCAACAUUACUACUUAAGUGAUGAAACAUUUAUUUUGAUCGAUAUAAAAUGUGGCAUGCUUGAGCUUCCUUUUGGACUCAGCUUUUUUAUGUGAUGGCAUGUCACUAAAAUCAUUAAAAUUUCUAAAGCCCUCUUUUGGAGAAUACUGUAUAACUGUCAUAGAUUAUUUUGCCAGCUUCCCUUUAGAAAAAUAGGAAGAUUAAGCUUAUUUGAUGUAUUUUUGUCACACAACUGAUACUUCGGCCUUCUAAAAGGGUUUUACUACUUGGCUAUUUUUUGGUAGGCUGAACAAGAAUAGAGUAUUUAAACUGCUUCCCCAGAAAGCUAGUGGUCUCCAUUUAGGGCUUGGGAAAGUGCUAUUCAGGGACUUCCUGACACGCCAGAAACUUGGAAGUUCUGUGUUAAAGAAGUGCCACAGGUGACUUGGUGUUCAGGUCAGGGUACUGAGUGAAGAACGUGUCCAUAUCUCUCCAGAGACACCUAAUUAACACGGAGCAGGUUGUAGAUAGCUGCCACCUUUGUUACGGUCAAGGCUUUAAGGAUUGCAGCCACAUGCUCCUCUGCUGACGGUGCACAAUCCAUGCCAGGAUUUCCAAACUGUAUGGAUGUACUGAGCUUAGCAGAACAUCCUUUGCGGAACCACGGGGAAUGCGGUUGAGCCAUACAUUUUCCAGCUUAAUUCACCUAAGCAUAUAAAAGCAGUUCACAAGAGAAUGUUUUUCUUGUGUUGAGGAGAAGGGGAAGGUGAGGAACAAACUUACUUUUCCUAGAGUAUGUUAAUAGAAACAUUUGAGCUAAAACUUGUGUUCCUGAGUCUUCUGCAUAAUCACCAAAUGCAGAUUUGGUUAGUAUUAUUUUGUUUUAGCUGAAGGAUGGUGUGCUAUGUUUACUUUUUCCCCACCCUAUUAGAGUUUCUUUGAUCAUGCUCUUUGACACAGCUGGAUCUAGACAUCUCUGCGUGUGAGCCUUGCAGUAACUAUGUCAGAAAAGCCCAAGAGCAGUGCUAUCAUUUGAUGGUGGAAUUUAGUCUGACCUGACACACUUAAUGCCCGUGUCAGAAAUGUCUAUAUUCAGCUGUUUACCAAUCUGGAGACUUAAGAUAUAGCCGUAUGUCGAGUCUUAUUUCUUGUAUCUUACUACAACAUUAAUUAAAUGAAAGAAAGACACCUAAGUAAGAAAACUUCUGUGAGAUCUAAAUGUAGAAUUGGAGGGUGAACAAAUUUGUACAGAAUUUUUCCAUGCUACGUAUUUGUAAUGCCUUGUCCAGUCUCUUGUAGCCUUCAGAUUUUCCAGGUGCUGCUGUUAUUGGGGUCUAAUGGAUCUGGGUUAAACUUUCAACCUGAUGGUCUGACUUCACUGAACUCUGUCAUCUUAUUUGUGGUGUUACUGGCUGUUUUUGUCAUUCUGACAAAAGCUCCUGUAUUGCCUAAUGGGGAACGUUUUUCUGUUCUAAUUUGAAGUGCCUGCUUUAUAAAAGUUGUCUUUAAUUUCCUCAGUCAACUUGAUAUGGGAGUGUGUGUAAAGUAACAUCAUAGAAUUGGAUUAUAUAAGUGCCAAAGACAGUUUUGCUGGAAAGCAAUGGUCCAAAACUAGUUCUAACUGCAUUCAUUUGGAAUUCUUCCAUGCAACUUGCUAAAACUGGUAUUUACAAGCAGCUCUGGAACUUUAGGGGACAGAGAGAGAGUUACCUGUGUUUGCUUGUCUUUCUUUCAUUGCUCAGUUCACUCAAGUAGCUUUUGUUUCUGAGAAACCAAAGAAAUUAAAUGCAAGAUUUAAGAUAAAGUGUAGAUUUUGUAGAACAUGCAGAAUUUAUACCAUGUAGCCAUUAUAGAGAAAUCUGCAGAGCCCGUUUGCUUCAGAGUUGCAAAUGUCAAAGCUUACUCGAAGAGUGAUAAAACCUGGUUAAAAAUUGCAGAUUGGAAUUUGUUAAUUCAUUCAUCAGCCUUACAAAUUAGCAUUGCUAAUAACAGCUUGCCUGGAGCUUCAUAGGAUCUAGCAGAUUUCUGAAAAAUGUACAGUCUGUUUAAGGCAUUGCUAAAUACUAAUGUCUGGAGUUUAAAUCCAUAGUACAACUAAAAUUCACUGCGAGUCAGCCCUAUUAUGGCUGCUUGUUUGCCAGUAAAUAGGCAGGUGGAGAAAAGUUUGUGCAGCAACAGCUGGCAGAUAAAUGGUUUAAAAGAAAUAAUCUGCUCUCUCCAGUGUGUAUGCAAAAUGAAGCGGGACCAUGGAGUGUCAGGACCCUCUCAUUCACAGCAAGCUUAUAGAAUAGAGUAUGUUUAAAUAAGUACUUGCCCACCCUCAUUUACAAAAGGUUUGUAGAAGAAACAGAUCUUUAACAUGCAUGUUACUGCUUCCCACCAACACAUCUGAGGUGCUUAUAUUAUACCUACAUUGUCAGGAGGCAGUAAGAGAACCGUUGCCAAUAUUGACAUUUAUAUUUACUUAAAGAUGUCCCAUGAGAGGUAUCUGGCACAUCUGUGUUCAAACAAAAUGUUUUUAAAUGAUGGAAACUUCAUUGGGACACAGGCAUUUGUGAUGUUAGUUUGUAGGGGAAAAAAAAAAAAAUCAGUGUUGCAGACACUGAUGAAAACUUUUAGAGUGUGGACAACUGCUGAGUGUUUUGUGAUUAAAGAAUUUAUUACAGUUGCUGUGAUUUUAAUUAUGUCUCUGAGACUGGUUUUAAAUAUUUGAUCCUUGUCACUCCCCAAAGUCUAACCCAAAUUUUUUGUUCUUGUUAAAAUUUGAGUAAGUCAUGUAGAAAUAAGAAAUAUAUUUUUCAUAUGGAUACUUUUAUUGCACUACCUUUCCUUCCUGAAUUUAAUAAUACUUUUACUAUUUUUUUUAAGGUACCUCUUUAUGUUGAGCUUUUUCGUCGGUUUUGUGUUUAAUUGAUUUUUAGGAAACUACAAAAUACUUCCUUUUUUUAUUUAUGUGGGAAUCCAUGACUUAAAACCAUGAGUCUUCCUUCUGUUUAAAGUUUUUCUUAAAGGUCUUUUAAAUUUAGUUAAAAGACUUGAGCUUUUGAAGGAGCAGAAUAAUUACACACUUAGAACAUGGGUUCUUCUGUGUGUAAUGUCUGCUUUUAGAAGGGCCAGAAAGCUCUUGAUUUAAUACUAACCUCAGUUGACAUGACCUUUGGGGGGCAAUAAGUAUUGAGUUGGGGAGUUUUGAUCAAUUUAAUUUAUUGCCAAUUAAAGAGCUUUUAGUUACUGGUUUUGGUAUGGAAAGAAAAAAA